GCAGGGUCAUGAAAAAGCGGCGGCGGCGGGAGAGAGGAGGAAGAGGUGGUGGGGGUGUUAAACUGCGGUAGCUACCUGCUGGGCUGGUGGUGUGGUUUGUGGGGAAGGCGCAGUUUUCAGCCCUCUUUCUGGGCAGCAGCCGGGGCUCGGGGUUGAGAGCGGCGGUGGAGCCGCCUCCCCGGGCCCCCUGGCUCCGCCAUGUUCCGCAGGGCACGCCUUAGCGUGAAGCCGAAUGUCAGGCCAGGUAUAGGCGCCAGGGGCUCUACCGCCCCCAAUCCCCAGCGUGGACAGGAUUCUCCCAGGCCGCCGGAGCCUGCGGCUGACUCUGCUUCGAAGUCAACAGAACCUAUAGAUGUACCGACGCUGGAUUUGGGGCGAGCGGAGUCUCAAGAAAAGCCUCCAAGGAGCAGCAGCGAUGAAAAGAUUGGUGAUGAGAAAGAUGUUGAAGAAUCCAAUAAAUCUUCCUGUAUUGUUUCCCACAAAAGAAAGCGAAUGCCAAGUACUUCUAGUCUUGUUAAACCUAGUGUUAGUUUUCCUUCAGAAUCUCCUCCCUUAUCCACAGUUAACCAAGAAACUCCACAGCCAAACCCCAGUCCAACAAAAGAGAAGCAGCCAUGCUCAGAUAGAUAUCGGAUAUAUAAAGCCCAGAAACUGAGGGAAAUGUUAAAAGAAGAAUUGAGGAAAGAGAAGAAGCAAUGGAAAAACAAAUAUGCUAUAAGUGAAAGUCAGAAGCUACGAGAUCGUUCAAAAAUGACUAUGAGAGACCUCAUUUAUUACCUGCCAGAUAACAAUCCAAUGACUUCUUCACUGGAACAAGAAAAGAAAAUGGAAAAGUCAUUGCCUGCAGUCCAGACAAGAGAGCAAGAAGGUAAGAGUACUCCUGAUGCGGAAGAUGAUGAAGAACUGGAAGAAGAGACAGAUGAUGGGCCAUUGCUGGUUCCUCGAGUGAAAGUGGCAGAAGAUGGUUCUAUUAUUUUAGAUGAAGAAAGUUUAACUGUAGAAGUUUUAAGGACAAAAGGCCCCUGUGUUGUUGAAGAAAAUGACCCCAUAUUUGAGCGUGGUUCUACAACUACAUAUUCCAGCUUUAGGAAAAACUAUUACUCUAAACCCUGGUCAAAUAAAGAAACAGAUAUGUUUUUUUUAGCCAUCAGCAUGGUGGGAACUGACUUUUCCAUGAUUGGACAGCUUUUUCCUCACAGAGCAAGGAUAGAAAUUAAGAAUAAAUUUAAACGUGAGGAGAAAACAAAUGGAUGGAGAAUAGACAAAGCAUUCCAGGAAAAGCGUCCUUUUGACUUCGAUUUUUUUGCUCAUUUGCUUCAGAAAGUUCUUGCUGAAGAAGAGAAAAGAAAACAAAAGUCUACUAAACAUCACAAUUUAAAGGAGAAGAAAUCCUCCAAACCACGGAAAAAUGUAAAAGUGAAAAAAGUUGCCUGUGAAGAAGUGAAUAAUGAUCCAGAUGAGUCUGUGAGUGCUAUAAUUUCAGACUCAGAAAGAUUGCCAAAGGAUACUCAGCCAGCUGAAGAAGAAGAAGAGUCUCUGACUUUAUCAGGGCAAGAUUCAGAACAGGUUGCAUUAAAUCAGAAGAAAAGGAGAAGGAAGAAUCAAGAAGAAGCUAAUGAACAGGAAAUAAACAAUGCUGCAGGAAAUGCCACUGUUCACUCAAGCCCUUCUGAAGGAGAAAAACGCCAGACUAACUGUCAGUCUUUAAAGCCUGAGGUAAAUGAAGAUGAAUGCAAUAAGAAACAGCUUUCCUGUGUACAAAACAUAGAUGACAUUGCAAGUUUAGCCUCCAAUGAAAAAGUUGAGAAAAUAACUGACCCCAGCCUUGCAUCAAGUAAUCAACAAGGUGCUAUGUCAGGAGCACCUGAGUCUUCAGAACUAAGCACAUCAGAUUUGCCUUCAUUAGAACUUGGAAUUAGGGCGUUGUGUAAAGUGAACAAUGCUGACAGUAGUUGCCCAGAAGAAAGAAAUAUUGACCUAAAGAAUACAUCUCUGGAAACGGAUCAAACGGAAAAUGUUAAGCCCGUGUUAAGAGGUCGACUUCAGAGACCUAAACCUAAUUUAUCAAGGGCAAUUGGGAAGAAAUCAGUUCUUUCAAAAGGCAAAACAGAUUCAGAGAGCAAGAAUUCACAUCCUGAAGCUUCAGUUGAUAAGAAUCACAUGGAAAAGGAUAAAAUGAAUACAUCUGACAUUUCUGGAAUGGAGAAUACAGAGAGAGAGAAUCCAGAAGCUAAGACUCCAUCUAAUUUGAGUGAAAAAAAUUAUUUGCAGGAAGAUAAUCAACCGAAGGCUCUUAGAUCUGCAAGAGUAAUGAGGGGCCGAUUGCAAAGGCUAAAGCCAAAUGUAGGUAAAGCUGCUGAAAAAAAAGAAAUUUUUGCAUCACAAGAAAAAAUUGAGGCCCAUGUAGAUAAGAAUGAAAAUGAAUCCUGUACUAAUAGAGAUAUUUCCCAACAAAUAGAUCAAUUGUGUAAAAAUUUUGAAUGUGAAGAUGUUACAUCACAGCCUGCAAAAAAAGAUUCUUUUCAAGGUGUGCAGCUAGAAGAGCUAAAGGUUCUUAAUGAAUGUAUAAACAUUCACGAGGAUAAUAAAGCAGCUCCACUCAAACAAGUCCCAAUUCGAAGGCCUCGAUUUCAGAAACCAAAGCCAAACAUAGGAAGAGGAACUGGAAGAAGAGAAAUUUCCUCAAAGGAGGUGGCAUCAGAGGAGAUUCUUGUCUCUGGGGAAGGAACAGCAGCUUUGAGAGAACCUGUGGAGAUUAAUAUUGCUAAGGAAAUGGAGUCUAACUUAAAAGAAACUGAAAGAAGUGAUGUUUCUCCUGGAGAGAAGAUACCAGAAGUAACUGAUGUCAUCAUGGAAGUGGAGACAGGUUUAGCAACUGGAAGAAAUAUAUCUCCAAGGGAGAAGAUACCAAUGGUGAUUGAAGCCACUGAGGAAAGAGACACAGAUUUGGAAGAAACAGGAAGAAGAAAAAUAUCCCCACAAGAAAAUGGGCCAGAGGAGGCUAAAAUUACAUGUGAAAUGGAGACAGAUUUGAAAGAAACUGCAAGAGAGAUGCCCACAAGAGAGAUGAUACCAGAGCUGAUUGGUAUCACAGCUGAGAGAGAGAGAGAUUUGGAAGAAACUAAAAGAAGAGAAAUAACCACAGGGGUAAAGGUCCCAGAGGAGCUUAAAAUUAUAGGUGAAAUGGAAACAGAUUUUAAAGAAAUUCAGGGGAAAAUUUCCCAAAGGGAAAAGGCAAUAGUGGAGGUCAUUGCCAUAGAGGAAGGGGAAAUUGACUUAAAGGAAACUGGAAAAAAAGAGAUUUCCUUGAUGGAGAAGCCAUCAGAAAGGAUGGCAGUCAUUGAAGAAAUGGAGGCAGAUUUUGAAGAAAGUGGAAGGGAAAUUUCCAUGAGGGAGAGAGGAUCUGAAGAGAUCUGUGUUACUAAGGAGAUGGUGGCUGAUUUGGAAAAAAUGGGAAAAAUGGACAUUUCUCCAAGAGAAAUUGAACCAGAGGAAGCUGGUACCUCAAGACAAACUGAGCCGAGUUUAAUGCAGAGCAGCAGUGGGGACUGCAGUGCUAUGCUUUCACUAGAUAUAAAAAAUAUUAGCCAUGAAGUACUAUCGGUGAUGCAUACAUCUAUAGAAGAAAAAAGUAAUUCUGAAAAGGACUUACCAAGUCACUUCGAGACUUCUUCACAGACUUCUGAAUUUGAUAAAACAGAAGACCUGGUGAUCCAACCUCCAGAGGUUCCAGAGCAGUUUUCAGAUGUUAAUAUAAGCAAAUCUCUUCCUCAAGAACAGAAGCCACUCGAAGUUAAGCCAGCACCUUUUGUGAGAAGUCGAUUCAAAAGACCAAGACCAAACUUAGCAAGAGCAGCUUCAAAGAGAGAGACUGUAGAAGCAAAAAAAAAUGUAUGUGGGAAGGAAUCCAAAACUGAUAAAACGGAGACUAUUGUGAUACAAAAGAACAGUGAACCAAAUAAUACUCUCCCUUCUCAACAUGAUAAGGCUUCCCCAAUGGCACAAAGAGAAGAUGACACAUCAGGUCAAAUGGAAGAAGAGACUGUGAUAUUACCAUGUACACAGACGGAAAAGGACCUUUCACCUUCAAAUUCUUGUGAACCUAAAGAGGAGUCUCUGUUAACACAAGCCAAGGAAGAUGAUUUAGUUGUUUCUACAAGGAGUCAUAAUAUAAACACUUUCCAAGAAGAAGCCAAGGAAAGUGUUAUCCGAAGUCCUCAACCAAUAAGGGGUCGACUUCAGAGACCCAGACCAAAUGUAAGAAGGGCUGGACAGAGGCAAAUAGUAGAAAAAGGUGAAGCCAAAAGCAUAAUUAAGGAAGAAAGAGCAGUACUACAGAAAGAUGAAAUUAAUAAUAAAGAUCUUAUUACGUCAGAUUCUCAAAUUGGAACUGAAGUUACCUCCUCCAAAGUUUCAGAAUGUGGAAUGCAUGAAAAUCAAAAUGACAUGGUUCUUGUAGAAAACAUUCAUGUUAACAAAAUAAAUGUCUUAGAUGGAAAGACGAGACAUGGAAAUGAACCCUAUGUUUCUAGUCCCUCCCAAAUGAUAAGAAGGAGAUUUCAAAAGGCUAAGCCAAAUUUGGGAAGAGCACAUGGUAAGAAAGGGAAGCCAGAUAUAGGAAAAGGCACAACAGAUCAGAGUGAGGCAAGCAAGCCAGAAGAUAAUUUACUUCAGCAAGGAGAUUCUGACACCCAGCUCCUUCUAAAAGAAAAGGUGGAGUUCUUGAGCUCUCUGGAGGUUUCAGCAAGAAAUGAUUGCAUAGGUUCCAACGAGUCAGAUUUGGCCCCCAAACAUGCUGAAUUAGAAGAAGUGGGACCAUUGAGAAGAGUUGGACAGAAAACUGUAGGAGAUAAUUGUAUGACUUCAAUCAUUGAAGAGCAGUAUCUCAAUAAACUAACAAGCCGUCCACAACCAUUGAAAGGAUCAAAUUCCUCUAAAAUUGCUUCUGAUCAAAGAACUAUUUCUAAUGCAUCUGAGUGUGAGAUAGAUCAUAAUGAAAAGAGAAUGCAUAGAAAGAUUAAACCAAAUGUCACCAAAGGGCGUGGAUCAAAACGAAUUCGGAGUAAGACCUCUAAGAAGGAACCUAGAGCUUCUAAGGCCACGCUGGUGACUCUUCGGGCUUCCCAGGAAGAAGAUGAAGAUGAUGCUGAAGAUUUUGAGCCUGACUAUGAAGAAGAAAGCUAUCAUCUUGCUCCAGAAGAAGUAAACAAAGCUCCAGUUUUUGUUCCUAUUGGUCUCAGAUCACCCGAACCUGUUCCUGCUCAGAUUGAGGAAACCAUGGAAGAGCUUGAAAUAACUGUGAAUAUCCCAGAUAUAGGAUGCAUGGCUGUUGUUGAGCAUCCGCUCUCAAACACAGAUGUGACUACUCAGGAAAUGAAACAAGAAGAAAAUAUGAACAUAUCAUCAUUUGAAAUGACCACAGGUGAAUACACUCAAGAUGAACCAGGUGCCAAUGAUGGAAGCACUGAAGCUGCCAUAACUUUACUUACAAUGGGAGAUCUACUAUUGCAGUCAGAGAUCACUACUGUACAGGGUGAUGUAGGAGUAUGUGUACUUCCUCAUGUUCAUUCAGAGGAUAAAAGCCAUAUUCCUUUUAGCCCAGACAGUGUACAUCAUGAAAUUCUGCACGAAUGUCAGGAGGUUUCUUUACCUGUCAUUAAUACAUUUCCUGCAUCCUUUGAAGAAAAUAAGAUUAUAUCGGAGGAGCAAAGUGCCAGAGAAGAAAGGGAUUUAAUGGAGAAAGUAAAGGAGAAUGCAACAGCAACCAGGAAUACAGCUUCUAAGAUAACGAACGAUUUGAGAAUGAGAAGUAGAUUUGCUAAGCCUAAACUAAAUCUUGAGAAAAUUUUAGGGACCCACAGGUUUGAUGCUCACGAGGAAGUUCCCAGUUUGUGUAUAACCAAAGGGGAAGAACCAGAACCUCAAAGAGAUACUGAGAAAAAUGCUUUUAAAACAACAGAAUUAGAAGAUAAAAGCCUCGGACCAGUUACAACAGCAGAGAGUAAGCAACAGAGCAAAUUGGCAUGUGUACAUGACAUCAAAGGGACCAGUAUUUCUCAAGAAGUAAACCUGACUGAAAGAAAUGAAGAUCAAGAAGUGGAAUCUCAGGUUCAGAUAUUGUCAGUUGCUCCAGCUGUUUCUUCUGAGACAGGGCCCCACACACUUGCUUUGGGUAUGGUUCUUGCUGAGAGUUCUGUUGAAGAGCCUCUCAGAAAGGAUUCUGAAGGAGACAGUGUGCCAGAGUGUUCACCAACUAGUCUUCCAGAAGUCCAACAAGAGAAUAUAAUCAAUCCUCUAGACCUUCCAGCGAAUCUAAUUCCUAAUGUACAUCAAGAUGGAGAGGAUGAACAAACAUUCAUUUUAACUCUGGUGGAAAUCCCAGCCAAUGCAGUUGAAGACUUUACAGAUACUGCUGCACAGUUAAUGCCAAACCCUUUACUGCCAGCACCCAUUUUGGUCAAAUCUAUGAAUACUGAAGAAAGGAGAGACAUGAGUAUUUGUUUACCAACAACUUCAGUUGGUCAGGAUGCCAUGGGUUUAUUUGAUUCUGGAAAAGGUGAUUCUAAAAAGCCUCCUGCUAAUUUGGAUAUUACGUGCAGGAAGAGAUCUCAUUGCAGGCUUGAUGAAAGUGAUGAUGUUCCUCCUGCCAAAAAUACUUUUCAUACUUCGAGAGAUGAUUGUCAAGAAUAUACUUCUGAGGUGUGUUCAAAGGAAUUAAUAAAUAUUUUUGAGGAAAGAGGGGAGCCUUAUAAGGGACAAAGUAUUUUUCCUACCUCAGGGAGCACACAUACAACUCCAGAACCUCAAAAUAAACAAGUUGAAUCAAGCUUUCAGAGUGUUGGGUCAAGAUCUCUUGAUAAAAUAAUAGAUACACAUAUAGAAAAGAAUAUGCUUCACUUACCUCAGAAUGAGAUGAUGAAGUCUGGUAAGGAAGAAAGAACCAAUGCUGCUUCUAAGACUGAACAAAAGGAUAACAGAAUAUCAUCUUCCAAAGCUCCACUCUCCAGACCUGGCAGAAGACCCCUGGGAUUUUUGUCUUUAAUUUGUUCAAAGAGUAGUUUGGAGUCUGAUGAACCUACUCAGGUCCAUAGUAAGAAGCGCCUAAAACCUGUCAUACCUGUGUCAAGACAGAAGUUGAAAAGAUCCAAUCCAUUCAGCGAAAGCCAGAAAAAAAAUCAGGAGUCCUCUGAUCUGCUUCCAUCUCCAAGUGUUGUUAAUAAUCAUUCUGAGAAUAUUGGCUGUUCGGCAACUCAGGUUUCUUCUGGUCAGCCUUCACUGAAGGAAGCAUGUAAAGGUGGCCAAAAGCAGAGACGUGAAGAGGAGCCAACCACAGUCUCUGAAUAUUUCUUCAGUGAUAUCUUCAUUGAAGUGGAUGAAAAAGAGUAAACAGUCUCUUGUUUGUUCUUUUUGUUUGUUUGUUUAAGCCUGGGAUUUCAGGGUCAAUUACAUCAACAAAGCAGUAUUUAGAGAAAAGCAUCACUGUCUAAUUUACUUUUGAGGUUGACUUUGAGUAUAUAAUGAGCUUGGUUGGAAGCUUUUGUAAUUAGUGAGAAACAUUUCUGAGGUUCCUUUCAUUGUGAUGAUUCAGCAUUUUGGAAAUACCAAGCAAUUAAGACUGCUUUCUCACACAGAAAUAGCAACUCUUGUUUACAUUUUUGACUCUUCCUGCGCUGACCACACAUGGACAUUUGAGAAUGUUGUGGAUAAAUUUCUCUGUAUCAAUCAUAGUGCUGAUGUAUUUGGAGGUCGUUUGUAUUGUAUGUAACCUUGAGAAACGUCCUUUUUUCCCCCCCAAAAAAACUAUUUUGUUAUUUUGUGUAUGGGAUGAUGAAGACCUUUUCAGUUGCCUCUGAGUACAGUCAUGUGCCACAUAACAGUGUUUCAGUCAACAACAGACUGCAUGUACGAAGGUGGUCCCAUAAGAUUAUAAUGGAGCUGAAAAGUCCUAUUGCCCAUUGUGUUGGAGCCAUUGUUUAGAUACACAAAUACUUACCAUUGUGGUAUAAUUGCUGACAGUAUACAGUACAGUAACAUGUUGAACAGGUUUGUAGUUGAGAAGCAAUAGGCUAUACUAUAUAACCUGGGGUUGUAAUAGGCUGUGUGGUCCAGGUUUAUGUAAGUACACUCUGUGCUGUUCAAACAACAGUGAAAUGGCCUAACAACUCUGUUCACGAAUCUUUAAACAACACAUGACUGUAUAUGAAAACAAAUUGUCAAACUCCACUUUAGUAUGGUAAAUGUUAAAAAACUUUUCUAUUACCAGCUAUUUGGCUGAAUGAAAAAUAUGUAUUUUUCUAAUUUGUAGUGUUAUAACAUUAACCCUAAUCGAAGAACUAGUAUUUAAGCUUAUUAUUUAUAAAGAUGAGACAUCAAAGAGCUUACUUAUAUUUAAAAGUUUUAUUUAGAAGGAUAUUCAGUUUUAGUUAUUUUUACCCCUCAGAUUGUGGGUAAAGCAGGCAUUAACAAAUUUGUUUGUCUCUUUUCCCUCUUUAAUUUUAAAAAUAUUUAAAAUGAUACAACUAAAAAUAUUUAGAUAGUAUAUAUGUUUUGAAUGUAUAUUUUUCUCGUUUAUUAUAUUGACUUUGUACUGUGAAUUUUUUUGUUCUUCUUAUUUCUUGGAUAAUCUCAGGAUGUUUCAUGGGGGGGGAUACUCUUAACUUUAUGAGGCAAAUUUCCAUACAAAACUCAUCUCCUUUCUGUAUAUAUAUGUACACCACACACAUUCCUUUUUAAAAAACUAAUUCUUGGCCAGGCAUAGUGGCUCACGCCUGUAAUCCUAGCACUUUGGGAGGCUGAGGCAGAUGUAUAACCUGAACUUAGCAGUUCAAGACCAGCCUGAACAAGAGUGAGACCCUGUCUCUACUAAAAAUAAGAAAACUAGCCGGGCAUGGUGAUGCACACCUGUAGUCCCAGGUACUCAGGAGGCUCAGGCAAGAGGAUCCCUUGAGCUCAAGAGUUUGAAGUUGUGAGCUGUAAUACCAUGGUACUUAACCAAAGGCAAUAGAAUGAGACUCUGUCUCAAAAAACAAAACAAAACAAAAAAAACAAAACAAAAAAACGCCAACCAAUUACUUCAUAGUUUUCCUCCCAUUCUGCUUAAGGAACACUUAGUCCUUUAAGCAUAAAGCACAACUGUGAUGUUCAAAACAGAAAAUAAGACUUUGUAAAGUCAGUGACUGUUAACAAAAUGAAUUAAGGUUUGUUUUUAAUUUCAAGAUUUUAUGAUUUAUAUAUUUAAUGCUAUUAUCUACCCAGGCAAAAUCUUUUGUGGUUCAAAUUAAACUUCUGAAAGAGCAUAUUUAUUCUGAUUUUAUUUGCCUAGCCUCCUGGGUUGGCUGGCAGUACAUUAGUUCGGAAGUUGGAAACUUUUUCUACAAGUUUGGGUUUGCAGGCCAGAGGGUCUCUGUGGCAGCCACUCAGCUUUGCCUUUGUUGUGUGAAAGUAGCCACAGGCGUGAAAGAACUGUGGCUGGAUUGGCCCCCACAUCAGAUGGUAAUUUUCUUACCUUAAGGUGCUGAUGUGUGUGUGUGAGUUAUUUGUCAUUGAAGUUGUGAGUUGUGCCUAAAAGUUGAAACUGUGUUGAUAACAUUAUGUAUGAUUAGUAUUUCAAUUGAGAAAAUAUUUUAAAGUCUAGGUAACUGUGUUUGUAUAUUGAAAAAAUGGUAGCCAGUUUUCAAGUUCCUUAGUAAAAGAGAAUGUCUCAGCAAGUUAAACAGUCAUGGUAAUUUAUUGAAACUAGUGCUGUUAGAGCACUUAUCCAUUGCCCGUUAGUGAUAUUUAUAGCUUAACUUUUUUUGUCAUAAAGGAGGAUCUAUCUGCAGUACUAUCUUGGGUAGAUUAAAAACAGAAAAAAGUUUUCAAAAAAGGACUUUUUAUAAUUCUGAGUAGAAAUUCUCUAAAGUAGGCAUUUAUUUAUUUCAUAUGAUUAAUAUAUCACAAAAAUCAUGGUAAAUUUUAAAAAAUAUCAUUCUGAAAAGAUUUCUUUCUCUAAUUAGUGUUAGUAAUUUGGGUGUUAUUUGCCAUGACUAAAAACUAUUUAUCCCUGUGUAAUAUUUAUUUUUUUAACUUUGUUAAUAUCUGUCUCUUUUUCAUCUAUAAUAAAUUUAUGGAAGAUGUAAUUUCUUGCUGUAUAAAGAAUACAGGCACGUUCAUUGUAUUAGAGCAGCAGUUCUCAAUCUGUGGGUUGUGACCCCUUUGUAACAAUGAAAAUACAUUGUGGCAUUAGGAAGGUUGAGAACAACUGUAUUAGAGAAUCAAGUCAACUGGCUAAAUUAUCUUGCUGUUAUAUCCUUAAAACUGAUCUUGGAUAAAGAGAAAUUUAAUCAGUGUAUUUACCUUGCAAGGUGGAAAGACAUUAUCUUAAGUCUGGUUCAUGUGAAGAGAAGAUGUUAGAAUGGAUUUGUUGUUUUAUAAAUUUUAAAGGAGAUGUGAUUAAAGGUUUUUAUCUUUUCUUGACUUUUCCUCCUGAAUGCUUACGUCUUAGCAAGUGAUCAACUUGUUGGUUUAAAAGGCUAGUCGUCGGUAAAUGAUUGAGGCACAGAUAAAAAUAUUAAUAUCCACUGUUUAUCAUCAUGUUAUUUGAAAUAGAAGUGACCAUGUAUACUACCUUGCUUGAGGAAGUCUUUGACAAAAAAAGCAAUAUCUAUAAUUUGUACAUUUUCUUGUUCUAAAGAAAGCAAUUGUUAUAUAUAUAAAUUAUGUAAAUAAAAGUUAUUUUAUACCAUU
Messenger RNA from Nycticebus coucang (slow loris), 10725 nucleotides. It is a transcript of the gene BDP1, whose product is annotated as B double prime 1, subunit of RNA polymerase III transcription initiation factor IIIB. The transcript has 39 exons. The record is from RefSeq and is a predicted model, not a curated record. Gene Ontology annotation, cellular component: transcription factor TFIIIB complex. Gene Ontology annotation, biological process: RNA polymerase III preinitiation complex assembly. Gene Ontology annotation, molecular function: TFIIIC-class transcription factor complex binding. Bases 199 to 7386 code for a protein of 2395 amino acids. NCBI's taxonomy places the organism in Eukaryota, Metazoa, Chordata, Mammalia, Primates, Lorisidae.